AUGCAUACUCCUAUUCCUCACCCAUUCGAUCCUUUGACCCCGGUGGAGAUCACUCAGGCCGCUACAAUCGUGCGAGAUGAAUUCGCUGGGGAUUUGCCCAACUUUCGCGUCAUUACACUCCAAGAGCCACCCAAAAAAGAGAUGCUUCAAUUUCUGGAGCGGGAGCAUCAGGGCCAGUCUCAAAUGUCGCGACCUACCCGAAAUGCCCGGGUUCAGGUCAUAACCCAAACUCAAUCGGGCUCAAACGAGAUGGUGGAGCUGAUUGUCAAUCUUGACGAAGGUGUGGUCUUAAAAAAGGAACAUCUACCAGGGAAACAUCCGUAUAUAGAUUCUGCUUAUAUGCAGGCAGUUGAGAGUGCUUGCAGGGCCGAUCCGAGAAUUGAAGUCGAAAUCCAGAAGCUCAAAUUACCUGAAGGGAGCACUGUUGUUAUCGAACCGUGGGCAUAUGCCACUGAUGGGAUGAGCGAUAUGACCGAGCGCACAUCGAUGUGUUGGUUCUAUAUGCGUCUUUCCGAAAACCCAGACGCGAACUACUAUGCGUAUCCUCUCGAUUUAUGUGCAGAGGUUUCCGAGCAACUGCAAGUCACCAAGAUCUAUCACCUGCCAUCGUCGGAAGACGAUCGAAUCUCUGAAGACGCACGACCUUAUGACCAUAACAAGGUUCACUCGCCCGAUUUGAGUGAAUACCAUCCCAGUCUCCGACCGCCACCACGCACAUCGACGAAACCGUAUCAAGUUGUCCAGCCGCAAGGUCCAUCUUUCAAGACUGAUGGCAAUCUUGUGUCGUGGGAGAAGUGGACAAUGCGCGUGGGGUUUAACUACCGUGAGGGACUUACUCUUCACGAUAUCCGCUAUGAUGACCGCAGUUUAUUCUACCGUAUGUCACUAUCGGAGAUGUUCGUACCCUACGGCGAUCCUCGAUCUCCAUUCCCCCGCAAAGGAGCCUUCGACCUCGGGAAUGACGGCGCCGGCAUCAACGCAAAUAACCUCCGCCUGGGCUGCGAUUGCCUUGGCGUGAUUAAGUACUUUGACGGCUGGCAUAAUACCAUGACCGGUGACGCGGUCAAACUUCCCAAUGUGAUUUGUUGCCAUGAACAGGAUGAUGGAAUUCUUUGGAAGCACACCAAUUUCCGGACGCAGAACGCCGUUGUUACUCGAUCGCGGAUUCUGGUCCUGCAGACUAUCAUUACGGUCAGCAACUAUGAGUAUAUCUUUGCCUUUCACUUCGGUCAGGAUGCGUCUAUUCACUAUGAAGUACGAGCUACGGGCAUAUUGUCCACCUGCCCCAUCAACAUCGGCGAUAGCGUCGGAUAUGGCACCGUCGUCGCACCCGGUGUUCUGGCACCCUAUCAUCAACACCUUUUUUCUCUUCGGAUUGACCCUUCCAUCGAUGGAAUGUUAAACUCUCUACAAGUUGAAGAGUCCCACCCAUUACCUAUCGACAACCCGGCAAUUCACAAUCCCUUCGGGGUAGGCUAUACGACGAGUUCCAAGAUCGUCACAGAAGAAGGCGGACUAGAUCUCGACGUGACCAAGAAUCGGACCUUCAAGAUCAUCAAUGAAAAUACUAUCAACCCAAUUACCGGUACGCCAGUAGGAUUCAAGCUUCUUCCAUGCUAUAGCCAGAUGCUCCUCGCCCACCCGAAAUCCUAUCAUGCCAAACGGUCUGAGUUUGGUAGCCAUGCCAUUUGGGUGACCAGCUACAAGGAUGAUGAGCUUUUUCCUUCUGGGCGGCACACUAUGCAAUCACUUGGCGGUGAAGGAAUUAGUUCAGUUAUCCAGCAAAGAAAGGACGACCUUGAUAGUAAAAACAAUGUGCGAAAUGAGGAUAUAGUCGUCUGGCACACUUUUGGAUCGACACAUAAUCCCCGCAUUGAGGAUUGGCCUGUUAUGCCGUCAGAGAAGAUGGUUGUUGGAUUGAAGCCGGUAAAUUUCUUUACGGGAAAUCCGGGUUUGGAUGUUGCUGUUUCUACUCAGGAGAGGAAUAGAAGUGUUUUGGUUUAA
Penicillium longicatenatum is the source of this 2004-nucleotide messenger RNA. Its product is annotated as amine oxidase. The transcript has 3 exons. Lineage: Eukaryota; Fungi; Ascomycota; Eurotiomycetes; Eurotiales; Aspergillaceae. Gene Ontology annotation, molecular function: quinone binding; primary methylamine oxidase activity; copper ion binding. The record is from RefSeq and is a predicted model, not a curated record. The coding region runs from base 1 to 2004 and encodes 667 amino acids. Gene Ontology annotation, biological process: amine metabolic process.